AUGGCUUCGGCUGCCAAAACUGCAUCCCGGGCUUUCCUUCGCUCGACCCCGGCGACCUCCUCUUUCCGUCCUGCUGCGCGCAGCACUCGCUUUGCCAUCCCCCAGGGUCUCCGUUCCUCUGCUCGUCGCGGAUAUUCCUCUGAGGCUGGUUCUUCUGAGGCUGGCUCCCAGAAGUCCUCCUCCGCUGGCAUCUGGGCCUUCGGUAUCGCUGCUCUCGGUGCCGGUGGUGCGUACCUCUACCUGAACGGCGCUUCCCCCAAGGGCCCCUUCGUCCCUACCCAGGCCGACUACCAGAAGGUGUACGACGCCAUCGCUCUCCGUCUCCAGAACGAGACCGACUAUGACGACGGCAGCUAUGGUCCCGUCCUCGUUCGUCUCGCAUGGCACGCCAGCGGUACCUAUGACAAGGAGACCGGCACCGGAGGUAGCAACGGCUCCACCAUGAGAUUCGCUCCCGAGUCUGACCACGGCGCCAACGCCGGUCUCAAGCACGCCCGUGACUUCCUCGAGCCCAUUAAGACCCAGUUCCCCUGGAUCACCUACUCCGAUCUGUGGACUCUGGCCGGUGCCUGCUCUAUCCAGGAACUGGGUGGUCCCUCGAUCCCCUGGAGACCCGGCCGUGAGGACAAGGACGUCGCCGCCUGCACUCCCGACGGCCGUCUGCCCGACGCCGCCCAGGGCCACCGUCAUAUCCGCGACGUCUUCGGUCGCAUGGGCUUUGACGACCGCGAGAUGGUCGCUCUAAUCGGUGCCCACGCUCUGGGCCGAGCUCACAGUGACCGCUCCGGCUUCGAUGGUCCCUGGGACUUCAGCCCUACCGUCUUCAGCAACGACUUCUUCAAGCUGCUCGUCGACGAGAAGUGGAACCAGAAGAAGUGGAACGGCCCUACUCAGUUCACUGACAAGACCACUCAGACUCUCAUGAUGCUGCCCACCGAUAUUGCCCUGAUCAAGGACAAGGGAUUCAAGCAGCACGUUGACCGUUAUGCCAAGGACAGUGAUGUCUUCUUCAAGGAGUUCUCGGAUGUCUUUGUCAAGCUCAUUGAGCUUGGUGUGCCUUUCCAGGUCAAGCCUGAGGACCGCUUCAUCUUCAAGGCUUCCGAACUUCGAGGCGUCACCAUUACCCAGCGCGCAACCCUCUGCACGAGGACCAAGCCCAACACGGGAUCAACACCGCGCAACCAGCCAGAAGACACUACAUCCCAAAUCGACCCGGCCUCCGCGAGGCGAACAGAUACAAUGACUCAUAUAGGCGAUUUCUACGAGAUCCUCAGUCUGCCUUUUACUGGAUCUUCGGCUGGGAUGGUCCUGUCCAAGCAGCAAAUCAAGCUCGCAUACCACAAAGCCCUGCUAAAACACCACCCGGAUAAAGCGGGCGCUGUCGCGAAAGAUCCUGGGUUCAGUGGCUCGGCUGCGGUCCCUUCCACGUCUACAUCUAUGUCUAACCCCCUCUUUCGAUCGAACGAUUCCCCGCGACAGCCGUAUACCAUUGACCAGAUUACCACCGCUUAUAAAACACUAUCUGACCCCCUCCUCCGCGCCGAAUAUGACCGUUCUCUUCGACUGGAUAGGGCGAAGGCAGAGAAGGGUGGUGAGGUUUUCCACACUGGGCUGGAGAUUGUGGAUUUGGAGGAUCUCGCUUGCGACGAGGGCGAGGAUGGGGACUGCUGGUAUCGCGGUUGUCGAUGUGGUGAUGAGCGGGGAUUCUUGGUUACAGAAGAUGAUUUGGAAAGAGAGGCCGAGCAUGGGGAGAUUGUCAUUGGGUGUCGGGGGUGCAGUCUCUGGCUGAAGAUUCUUUUUGCUGUGGAAGGGUGA
This is a messenger RNA of Penicillium antarcticum, 1815 nucleotides long. RefSeq names its product heme peroxidase. The record is from RefSeq and is a predicted model, not a curated record. The coding region runs from base 1 to 1815 and encodes 604 amino acids. Lineage: Eukaryota; Fungi; Ascomycota; Eurotiomycetes; Eurotiales; Aspergillaceae. Gene Ontology annotation, molecular function: heme binding; peroxidase activity. Gene Ontology annotation, biological process: hydrogen peroxide catabolic process; cellular response to oxidative stress; response to reactive oxygen species. The transcript is spliced from 3 exons.